AUGUUCAUGCACCAUGAUUCCCUCUUUUCUCAGGGUCCAGAGUUUGAUGAAGAAGCAGAAUCUGAACUGACGGUGACAGAGCUCAGAGAGCGUGCUAGAAAACGGAGAGAGCUGGAGAAGAGGAUGAUGGGUGAUGGCUCGGAUGAGGAGGAAGAGAAAGAGGACAGUGAAGCCAGUGCUACAACGAGAAGCUCCUCAGAAGAUACUGGCUGCUCUUGGGGAAUGGAUGAAGAGGCAGUGCCAGAAGAGGAUGAGAAUGAGGAGAAUCCGUUUGCCACAGAAUUUCAAGAGGAUCAGGAAGCAGCAUAUUUAAAAGAUCCUAAAAAGGCAUUACAGGGCUUUUAUGACAGAGAAGGAGAAGAACUAGAGUUUGAGUAUGAAGAACAAGGCCAAGGAGUCUCCAGUUCUUCGACAGAGGACCCUCUAGAUGCUUUCAUGAGUGUUGUACGCAGCGAGACGGCUCUGGUUGGAGUGGAGAGAAAGAAGCUACAUUUACAUGUAGCCGAGUUGAAGAAGGAAGGUCAGAGACUGCGCAAGUUAGCAGACCUGGCCAAACCCACCCAGCUGCCUUCAUUACAGCCCAGCAGACCUGGAGUCUCCAGUUCUUCGACAGAGGACCCUCUAGAUGCUUUCAUGAGUGUUGUACGCAGCGAGACGGCUCUGGGUGGAGUGGAGAGAAAGAAGCUACAUUUACAUGUAGCCGAGUUGAAGAAGGAAGGUCAGAGACUGCGCAAGUUAGCAGACCUGGCCAAACCCACCCAGCUGCCUUCAUUACAGCCCAGCAGGUCUAGUAGUCAGUCCACGGAUGCUGAGAAACCUAAGUUAUCUCUCCCUAUGUUUGGAGCCAUGAAAGGAGGGAGUAAAUUCAAACUGAAGACUGGAACAAUAGGAACGUUACCCCCAAAGCGAACCAAUCUGCCUCCUGAGCUCUUCAACAUGAAAGAAAUGCCCUCUAGUGGUGAGGAAGAGGAAGAAGAAGAGGAGGAAGAAAAAAGCAAGAAGACCGAGGAUGCGGUCACAGAUGGUGAUAUGGAGGUUGUUCAGUCUGCAGAGACGACCAGCUCAGAACACUCCAGUGCAGACAGAGCUGAAACUCAGACACACUGCCCUAAUGCUAAAAGAGACCAUGAGGACCAGUCUGCUAAGAUAGCUAAGAAGUCUCCCCAUCUUCAAGAUAAAAGUGCCUCUCGUCCAAAAGCAGAAGAAAUUGACAACGGUGUCUCAAAUGUUCCAAAGACAAAUACAAAGAAGAAAAUGAUUGGCCCAAGCAGGCCUCCUGUGACCAUGUCUAAGCAGUACCCAGAAGAUGACCCCGACUACUGCGUUUGGGUUCCUCCAUCGGGUCAGAGCGGUGAUGGUCGGACACAUCUGAACGAUAAAUAUGGAUACUGAAUACAGAAAUGAAAGACCAUCCUCUCUGGAUCAGGAAAGGAAUCAGCCCAAACGUUCAUCUUAGCCCUUGGAGUGGACAGAUAUAUCAUUUUUUCCCAUCUUCAUUUCCAUACAGUGAACUUUUUGACAGACCUCUCUAGCUCUUGUUAGUGGAAACUGUUAGGUCCUGUGACUGAGUUUCACUUCCCUUUGCCCUGUUUUCAUUCAAACACAUCCAUUUUCCACACCUGGUCGGAGACCAAGGAUUUUGGAGUGGAGGUAGCUUAAGGUUGGGGAAAAGAUUAUUCUAUUUCCAGGGUUGUUUUCAUGGGCAAACUAUAAUUUCUUCAUAUUUUGGAGUUUCUGUUUUGCUGCUUAUUCAAUUCGAAAUGUAUUCCAUUUGAUGUUAUAUUUUCCUCAAAUACACCAUGCUACUGUAAUGUCAGUCCAUUUAUGUUUAAGCACUUCUGUUGUUGACUAAUCUCUACCCACAGCUUGCUGUUCUGGGAUCAUUUUAACAGGCAUAAGCAAGCUCAUUGACCACUCAAUCCGCUGUUCUGGGUUCAUUCUCGGAACAACGGCGGACUCCCUCCUCAGUUUGGCUGAGUGGCCACGCUGCGUAUGGCGAGAGCUCCUGUUGGACGCGCUUCUGUUGACUGCUAACGAUGCCUCCUUAGAGAGAGGCGGCUUUACCAGCCAUCUGGACACUUGCUUGGCAUUCUAGAUUUGGAGCAAGCUGUUAAUGAAUCAGUCUGUGUGUGUGUGUUUGCAAGAAAGGGAGUGAGAGUGAGCUCCGUGUACAUUAUUUAUGUGCGUAUUCACUUCUCUUGAUAUUAAUGAAGAGUGACUCAGUGUUGGUGAUGUGCGAGCUUGUGUGUGUUGGCGUCUCCGAGGAUGGAUUAGGCCCCCCACAUUCACUACUACGCACUGGUCUCUCUGUUUAUCCAACCCUUUUAGUGCUUUUGAAUUCUCCAUUGUUUGGAGAGCAUGAUUAGUCGCAUACAAAAUGUGUAUUUUGUUACUUGUAUUUUGUAAAAAAUAAACAU
Sinocyclocheilus grahami is the source of this 2417-nucleotide messenger RNA. Its product is annotated as kanadaptin-like. The transcript has 13 exons. Lineage: Eukaryota; Metazoa; Chordata; Actinopteri; Cypriniformes; Cyprinidae. The record is from RefSeq and is a predicted model, not a curated record. Bases 1 to 1392 code for a protein of 463 amino acids.